Messenger RNA from Paramecium sonneborni, 313 nucleotides. NCBI's taxonomy places the organism in Eukaryota, Ciliophora, Oligohymenophorea, Peniculida, Parameciidae. The record is from the annotation of a GenBank genome assembly.
CAAUUUGAUAUGAAUUCAAUCGAAUAAAGAAUCAAUGAGUAUCUCGAAUAAAUUGAACUUCAAAUAACUGAUCCUACACAGAAAUAAUAAAGCUAUUUCGAAAAUGUGAGACAUCAUAUCAAAUCUUAUGAACAUAAAUGUUAGAAUGAGCCAGAAGCCAUGUCACCUUUUUCUUUACGAGAAAUCUGUAGUCCAAUUGAAUAAAUAAAAACAUGCUACUCUAAAUCUGAUGAGUUAUUAAGGUUGAAUCCCUUUCACAGAAAUAAUUUGCAUAUAAUAAUUCAUUGCAAGAAGCAGAUGGCUCAAAUUUGAA